GGGAAGUGGCUUGCUCAAGUCUGGGGCUCCGGGUAAAGUUUCAGCCUCCGCACGUGACUCGCCAUGGCCGCUGCCGUCGCCCCGCGCCCCUGAGCCGCGGCCCCCCGGACGGCUCCUCUCCGAGGACCUCACACCCCUGACUCCUGGCAGCGCCGAGGUUCCGACUUGGGGCAGACGCAGUGCUCACAGACACCCAGACGGGUUGCAUCCCCUCGCUUCGAGUUAACAGAAGACACAGGCUGGGACAGUCGACAGAGGACACAGUGCUCUUCCACAGUGGCCUUGGCAAGAACCCCCCAUUCUCAUCCUGGUCCCCAGGCAAAUGCUGGUUAUAUAUGCAUCCUCCAGUCUCCAGGUUUAGGCCUGGAGCCUGGAGCUUGGAACCUGCACCGCAGGACAUGCCACCCCCCAGCCGCCUAGCUGGGGCCCUUCUGGGAGUGGCAUCCUUUUUGACACCCUGAAGACCAGCUCUGGACCUUCCUACAGAAGUGUCUGCUCACAGAACUGCUUAACCAAAGGACCGACUCUUGGGACAUCCCCCAGUCCACCUGGCCCCUGGCUAGGGAGGGGGCUCCAGAAGGCUGAAAUUAACUCACUCACUUUGGACUGCAACUCCAGGGACAGAACGGGGUGGGGGUGGGCUGACCACCCAAACCCCCUCUGGGCCCAGGCCCCAUGCCCGGAGGAGGAGAGACCGCGUGAAGCGUAUCACAGCUGCCUGCCAGACUGUUCGCCUGCCCUUCUGACUGUGACCGCUUGGCAUGGCCAGCAAUAGCAGUUCCUGCCCAACACCUGGGGGCGGGCACCUCAAUGGGUACCCGGUGCCCCCCUACGCCUUCUUCUUCCCCCCUAUGUUGGGUGGACUCUCCCCUCCAGGCGCCCUCAGCAGUCUCCAGCACCAGCUUCCAGUUAGUGGAUACAGCACACCAUCCCCAGCCACCAUCGAGACCCAGAGCAGCAGUUCAGAAGAGAUAGUGCCCAGCCCCCCCUCGCCACCACCUCUGCCCCGCAUCUACAAGCCUUGCUUCGUCUGUCAGGACAAGUCAUCGGGCUACCACUAUGGGGUCAGCGCCUGUGAGGGCUGCAAGGGCUUCUUCCGACGCAGCAUCCAAAAGAACAUGGUGUAUACGUGUCACCGGGACAAGAAUUGCAUCAUCAACAAGGUGACCCGGAACCGCUGCCAGUACUGCCGGCUGCAGAAAUGUUUCGAAGUGGGCAUGUCCAAGGAGUCGGUGCGAAACGAUCGAAACAAAAAGAAGAAAGAGGCUCCCAAGGCUGAGUGCUCAGAGAGCUACACGCUGACCCCGGAGGUGGGGGAGCUCAUCGAGAAGGUGCGCAAGGCUCACCAGGAGACCUUCCCGGCCCUCUGCCAGCUGGGCAAGUACACUACGAACAACAGCUCAGAACAGCGCGUCUCUCUGGACAUUGACCUCUGGGACAAGUUCAGUGAACUCUCCACCAAGUGCAUCAUUAAGACGGUGGAGUUCGCCAAGCAGCUUCCCGGCUUCACCACCCUCACCAUCGCUGACCAGAUCACCCUCCUCAAGGCAGCCUGCCUGGAUAUCCUGAUUCUGCGAAUCUGCACGCGGUACACGCCUGAACAAGACACAAUGACCUUCUCAGACGGGCUGACCCUGAACCGGACGCAGAUGCACAAUGCUGGCUUUGGCCCUCUCACCGACUUGGUUUUUGCCUUCGCCAACCAGCUGCUGCCCCUGGAGAUGGACGAUGCGGAGACUGGAUUGCUCAGUGCCAUCUGCCUCAUCUGUGGAGACCGGCAGGACCUGGAGCAGCCAGACAAGGUGGACAUGCUGCAGGAGCCGCUGCUGGAGGCACUGAAGGUCUACGUCCGGAAACGGAGGCCCAGCCGUCCCCACAUGUUCCCCAAGAUGCUGAUGAAGAUCACAGAUCUUCGGAGCAUCAGCGCCAAGGGAGCGGAGCGAGUGAUCACCCUGAAGAUGGAGAUUCCCGGCUCCAUGCCUCCUCUUAUCCAGGAAAUGCUGGAGAACUCUGAGGGCUUGGACACUCUAAGCGGACAGUCGGGGGGCGGAACCCGAGAUGGGGGUGGCCUGGCCCCCCCUCCGGGUAGCUGUAGCCCCAGCCUCAGCCCCAGCUCCCACAGAAGCAGCCCUGCCACCCAGUCCCCAUGACCUCCACAUGGACGAUCCUCAACCCUGCCCUGGCUUUCUCUGCCUUCCUACUGGCCACAUGACCCAUCAGCCCUGCCCCGCCUCUUCCUCCCAGACAGAACUGGGAACCUUCUGCGGGGACAGGAGGGAGGAGGCAGUGACUCUGUGGACAGAGGCCUGGACCCAAGAUGGACUGCCCUCUUCCGGCAGCCUGGGCUGGCAUCAGGGGCCAGGCAUUGAGCCAUGUGAGGACCUGGGCCUGAGCCCCAACGCACCUUGCCACGUCUUUAUCACCAGCAAAUGCCGGGACCUGGCUUCCUGUCCUCCGAACUCAAGCCAUCUCUCCCCCGUUGGGGAACUUCCCCCUGCUUCAGAUGGUGACAGAGGGGGUGUCCAGGGUGGGGGAGAUCCCCUGUACAUAUCCUGCGUACCAACCCCCCAGAUAUUAAUUCUCGCUGGUUUCGUUUUUAUUUUAAUUUUUUUUUGUUUUGAUUUUUUUAAUAAGAAUUUUCAUUUUAAGCACAUUUAUACUGAAGGAAUUUGUGCUGUGUAUUGGGGGAGCUGGAUCUAGAGCUGAAGGGGUGGGUCCUUGGGAUGGGCAGGGCUCUGAAGGGCUCCCCUCUCCUGGAUGCGCCCCACCCCGCAGCCUGUCAUCCUCCCGUUCUCUCUAAUACUGUGAAAUACUAACUUUCCAAGGCCGCCUUCUCCUGACCUGUGCGGGAAGCAGCUUCCCUUCUCCCUCUGCCCAGCACUGGGUGUGGGCGUCCCAGGCAGCUACCCCUGGGAGGAAGGGAUCCUGGCUUUGGCUUCUGCCUUUGACCACCAAGAAGUAGGGGGAGGGUAAAGCUAGGGCCCCUCGGAUGAGUAGGAUGCUACUCCUCACUGCCCAUCAGAGCUCACUUCAUCCAAGCCUCAGCCCCACUGUGAAGGGGCUGGCUAAGGGGUCCAAGUUACCCCUGCCCCCAGCCUCAUAGCCACCAGCACCCCAUGGGGCCCUCCAACACACACACACACACACACACACACACACACACACACACACACUUGGCCUGAGUUCCUUCAUUUCCCUGGCCUCCCCCCAAUCCCUCUGUGCCCCCUCCUUGCCCCGCAGGACGGGACUCCAGGGGGUCCCCUCCCUCCCCCUACACCCCUGGGCUGGGGGAGCAGGCUUACCCUGCCCUCCUGCCUGGGUGGGGUCUCACCCCGGAGCCCACUGGUAUACUUGUUACUGCUGGGUUUCCACUGAAUUCUACUGGAGAAAGAAUAAAGUUCUAUUUAUUCUACAA
Messenger RNA from Microtus oregoni (creeping vole), 3415 nucleotides. Its product is annotated as retinoic acid receptor alpha. The transcript is spliced from 11 exons. The coding region runs from base 762 to 2150 and encodes 462 amino acids. Gene Ontology annotation, molecular function: zinc ion binding; nuclear glucocorticoid receptor binding; nuclear receptor activity. Gene Ontology annotation, cellular component: transcription regulator complex; nucleus. The record is from RefSeq and is a predicted model, not a curated record. Gene Ontology annotation, biological process: cellular response to corticotropin-releasing hormone stimulus; regulation of transcription by RNA polymerase II; retinoic acid receptor signaling pathway. NCBI's taxonomy places the organism in Eukaryota, Metazoa, Chordata, Mammalia, Rodentia, Cricetidae.